Molecule: messenger RNA, 997 nt
Organism: Dermacentor andersoni
Lineage: Eukaryota; Metazoa; Arthropoda; Arachnida; Ixodida; Ixodidae
Source: RefSeq, a predicted model, not a curated record
GGGCUUCUUUUGUUCAGUUUUUCUUUGAGCGCUGAUCCCCGGCAACUGUCACUGAGCCGGUAGUGGCGCCGCGGCGGUUGACCUUUGAACAUUGUGUGGGCACUGGGCCAGAAUCUUCAGCGUUGUGCUUAAUCGGCACGCUUUUGCAAUGCAGGCGGUAUUAUCACUUUUCCUUGAUUUGCUCUCGUCAGCUCCCAAACUCCGGACCAGUCUUGCCUCACCAUUGCCGAGCUUCGAAUACAGCCACGGCUCCUACACCGAUGUGCCUUUCCUGGAUUCAACUUCCGCCGCACAGCUCCCGCCAGGCUACCCAGCGCUAUCGUCAACGUCAUCACUUCUUCCUGUGGAUUUAAACAGCUGGCACUCCGAAACGCUCUUCAGUGGGCACGGGACCAGCGUUGGCAGCGUUGUGCUUAAUCCGCACGUUUUGACAAUGCAGGGAAUGGGACGAAGGAGAAAAAAGGCCCUAGAAGAAGGUGGACAGAAGAAAAAAAAGGAAGAGGGUUCAGGCAGUGUGAUGAUUUCGUUCAACAUCGACGCAGAACUCCAAUCAAGGCUACCACAAUGUCUACCACGGCGUCUGGAGAUCCUCUAUCACCGGCUUUGACAGAAGACUGCCUACACGAACAAUCUUCUUUUUCGCAGUGUCGAGACAACAAAUCAAUGUUGUGACAACUGCGGCGCCAUGGAAUAUCUAGAGCACAUCUUGCUUGCGUGCCCAGCUUACAGAGACUACCCUCAUCGGUAAAAAAUGAACGACCAAGGCCACGUAGCAUUAAAACGGAUUCUAGGUCCCUGGCCUUGCCCUUCAACACUGCGCAAAGCUCUAGACGUCUUGUUUUUAUAUUUUGAGUCAAUUGAUUUGCUGUCUUAGCUAUGUCUCACGCACGUCGUCUCAUCAAUACUGGGAUUUCUUUUUAUUUUGCAUUUGUCCUCUGCCCUCAUCUCAUCUGACACUAAUAAACGAGGAGAGCGCUUGAUUUGGGGGUUCAAACAA